Coffea eugenioides is the source of this 2805-nucleotide messenger RNA. RefSeq lists its product as uncharacterized. Lineage: Eukaryota; Viridiplantae; Streptophyta; Magnoliopsida; Gentianales; Rubiaceae. Bases 444 to 2480 code for a protein of 678 amino acids. The transcript has 3 exons. The record is from RefSeq and is a predicted model, not a curated record.
CGUACAUAUAAAAGCACUACCCAUAUUUCUGUCUCUAUUCGUCUUUGCCGGCACUCUCAAAGCCCUAGCCACCUCUCGAUCAAUUCGUGGACGUAUUGAAGGGGGAAGGAAAAGAUGGGAGCUUGAGGUUGUUUAUUCCCUUUGGCGGUUUUAGGAAAACUUUGCUAGCUCAACUAGGAUGAACUCUGGUAUUGGGAUGCUGAAGAUUUUGAGUUUGUAUGCACUUUUCUCCUCUGACUCUUGCUGAUUAGUUUGAUUCAGAUAAUUUUACAGCAAAUGGAUCGACGUGAUACUUCAGGGUUUGUUAGUGGGGGUGGGAUGUACUCAUUUAGAGACAUCUAACCCUAGUUUUGUAGCUAACUUUUCAACCCGGAAGUCAGGGAGACUGUUCCUUGUUAUUACAUUUGCUUCAGAUAAGAGUGUUGCAUCUUAGCUGUGAGGUCAUGGAUGCCAGAUUCCACAAUUUGGGUUUUGCUGCUAACCCUGCGUUGAAUGCAUUCGAGAAUCUGGGUAAUUCCUUUCAAAUUGGAGUUGCUGGUGGUGGUUUUUGUGCAGAUACUACACUGUGUCUUGAUUCUUCUGGCUCACCAAUCCCUUUUGUAUCUGCCUCAAAGGGAAUGAAAAGGAAAUGGGGCUUGAUUGACGGUUCUGUGGGUCAGCAAUUGGAAUCAUCGUUGUGUCUCCGUCUAGGCCAUUCAACAAGUUCCUCAGACAGUAAAGGGAGUUCAGCAACUGCAUGCACAUCAAUCUCUUCGGCAAAAGAAAUUGAAGAGUCAUCUUCGAUGGACCUAGAACUGGACUUCUCCCUCCAUCUUGGAAAUGAUAAAACAUUUAGCCCAAGGAAAUCUACUAGUUCUAGUUCUAAAUUAGUGGAUGUCUGGCCAAAGGUUGAUCUGGAGUUGAGUCUUUCCAGUGGGACUGCUGAAUCUGAUGUCACCUCUAUCCAUUUGAGCUCUACCCCACCACAAAAUGUUGUAGACCAGAUGCACGUGGCUGUUGGUGGGGCAUUUUACACCGAAGAAGGAUCGAUAUCAUCAAGCUUGAAUAUGGGGAGCUUAUUUCAUCCAUUGCCGACUGUGGAUAACUUGCAGACUAGUUACUUGCUAAACAAAGCUGUAAGAGAUUUGAAACCAGCUGCAACCACUCCUGAGCUUUCAACAAGCAUGGUAACAACACCAAAAAGCUCAGUCACCUGUACUUCCGGGAUAACUCAACAGCAACAGCAGCGUAGUACCAGUACGAAACAGUGUCAAUUCAACGGAUGUGUAAAAGGGGCUAGAGGUGCUUCUGGCCUUUGCAUCGCCCAUGGAGGUGGGCGGAGGUGUCAGAGACUUGGUUGCCAUAAAGGAGCUGAGGGUCGAACUGCAUUCUGUAAGGCUCAUGGUGGUGGUCGUAGAUGUGAAUUCCUAGGUUGUACCAAGAGUGCAGAAGGUCGGACUGAUCUGUGCAUUGCACAUGGUGGAGGUCGGCGUUGCAGUCAUGAAGGCUGCAGCCGAGCUGCCAGAGGGAAAUCUGGAUUGUGUAUCCGGCAUGGUGGUGGGAAAAGAUGCCAAAGGGAGAACUGCACAAAAAGUGCAGAAGGCCUCUCUGGUCUCUGUAUUUCUCAUGGAGGUGGCCGUCGAUGUCAAUAUCCUGAAUGCACAAAAGGGGCUCAAGGAAGCACAAUGUUUUGCAAGGCGCAUGGUGGCGGUAAACGAUGCACUUCUGAAGGAUGUACCAAGGGUGCUGAAGGGAGCACGCCUUUCUGCAAGGGCCAUGGUGGAGGGAAAAGGUGUUCAUUCCAGGGAGGUGGGAUUUGUCCAAAAAGCGUACACGGAGGCACCCUUUUCUGCGUAGCACAUGGUGGUGGUAAGAGGUGUGCUGUUCCAGAAUGCACAAAGAGUGCAAGGGGGCGGACUGAUUUUUGUGUUCGUCAUGGUGGGGGCAAGAGAUGCAAAUUUGAAGGGUGUGGAAAAAGUGCUCAGGGAAGCACUGAUUUCUGCAAGGCCCAUGGUGGUGGGAAGAGGUGCUCUUGGGGGCAGCCUGGUUCUGAAUUUGGAAAUGGUGAGAGUCCUUGCAAUUCAUUUGUGCGUGGGAAGACCGGGUUGUGUGCUUCUCACGGUGCUCUGGUCCAGGAUAAACGGGUUCAUGGUGCUGUGACAUUAGGAGCUAUGGUCCAGGAUUCAGAACCAAGCAAACCUGAUAAGAUGAAACAGGUUAUCAUUGCUGAAGACAUGAAUGCUGAUAUCAUGAAAAUGGAGAGCAGUGUUAUAACACCUUUCAGUGGUUCUGGUGGGAAAUAUGUUUGUCCCCUGCAAGCUGCUCUGCCUGUUGAAAGAAGUGCAUCGUCAAAUGCAGUUGCAAUUCCAGAAGGAAGGGUGCAUGGUGGAAGUCUGAUGGCAAUGAUGGCAAGCAAUUCUGCUCUGAGCUUUGGCAGCAGCAAUGGCAUGGUUAGUCCAUCUGAGCAAAGGAAGUCUUGGAUCCGUCAAAGCUGGGUCUGAAGACUAUCUGCUUUCCUGUUUGUUUGUUCUAUCAUGUUCAUGGCCAGCAUCUUCUUCUGGUUGUCUGUGCAUCUUCUGCUUUCACAGUUUGUGCUCUUGUUACAUAUGUGCAACUGUUUCAUAUUUGUUUAGGUCGUUGAACUAUGAAUGUGGUGUUGUUGAAUAUGUGUAGCAAUAAGGGGAAAGCUACGUGGCUUUCAGAUGUAGCCUUUUGAUUGUGGUUUCUGGUGUUCAUCUUUGUAAAUAUCUAAAGUUUCGUAAAUUGGGUUAUAGUGUUGGUUUGCCAAAUGUUUGUGUUCAAAAUAAAUCAGGCGAUCUCUUUGUA